This is a messenger RNA of Myripristis murdjan (pinecone soldierfish), 4209 nucleotides long. Its product is annotated as glycerol-3-phosphate dehydrogenase, mitochondrial. NCBI's taxonomy places the organism in Eukaryota, Metazoa, Chordata, Actinopteri, Holocentriformes, Holocentridae. The transcript has 18 exons. Gene Ontology annotation, molecular function: calcium ion binding; glycerol-3-phosphate dehydrogenase (quinone) activity. The record is from RefSeq and is a predicted model, not a curated record. The coding region runs from base 262 to 2448 and encodes 728 amino acids. Gene Ontology annotation, cellular component: mitochondrion. Gene Ontology annotation, biological process: glycerol-3-phosphate metabolic process.
CUAUGGUUGUUGAUAGCAACCGGAUGCCUCCCGGGUGUCAAGCGCCCGUCUCUCACAGACAUUAUUUAGCGGUGCGCUUGUCGAGGGCGGUAGCUUUAGCGGCUGCGGCACCAAAAUAUUGCACAGCUGCAUUUGGAGCACUGAUUGCCAAACUUCGAAGAGUGUGGAUUCUUUAAAAAAAAGUGUGCCUGAGAAAGUGCAUUCUCAUUGCUGGCAUAUUUGAGUAAUCUACAUGGCAGUGCUUCAAGAAUAGGAGGAGGCAUGGCGUUCCGCAAGGCAGUGAAGGGAACUGCUGUUGUUGCCAGUGCAAGCUUGUUUGUAUUUUAUGGCCUCACACAACAGGCAGAAUACACAAGAAAAAAGGCCCGAGUAUCGCAUGUUGUGGAGGCAGCUGAACAGGUGAACAUGGUCUACCUGGACGAGCUCCCAUCCAGACAAGCUCAGCUGGUGGCCUUACGCAGCACACAGGAGUUUGAUGUGCUCAUUGUCGGAGGAGGAGCCACGGGCUCAGGUUGUGCCUUAGAUGCAGUCACACGGAAGCUCAAAACUGCCCUUGUGGAGAGAGACGAUUUCUCAUCAGGCACCAGCAGCCGGAGCACCAAGCUCAUUCACGGAGGAGUCCGAUAUCUACAGAAAGCCAUCAUGAAAUUAGAUUAUGAACAGUACAGGAUGGUGAAAGAAGCCCUCCGCGAGCGUUCCAAUUUGCUGGCCAUCGCCCCCCAUCUGUCAGCACCCCUACCCAUAAUGCUUCCAGUAUACAAGUGGUGGCAGCUGCCAUAUUACUGGGCGGGGAUCAAGAUCUAUGACCUGGUGGCCGGGGGCCAGUGCUUGAAGAGCAGCUAUGUCCUAAGCAAGAACAAGGCACUUGAACUCUUUCCCAUGCUCAAGAAAGACAAGCUGGUGGGAGCCAUUGUCUAUUACGAUGGACAACACAACGAUGCUCGAAUGAACCUCGCCAUCGCCCUCACUGCUGCCAGGUAUGGGGCUGCCAUAGCCAAUUACACUGAAGUGGUGCACCUACUGAAGAGGGCAGACCCUCAAACGGGGAAGGAGAGGGUCUGCGGAGCGCACUGCAGGGACGUGAUCACAGGGCAGGAAUUUGAUGUCAGAGCCAAAUGUGUUAUCAAUGCCACGGGACCUUUUACGGACGCACUGCGGAAAAUGGAUGAUCAGAAGAACCCCAACAUCUGUCAGCCCAGUGCUGGGGUGCACAUCGUCAUCCCAGGCUAUUACAGUCCCGACAACAUGGGGCUCCUGGACCCUGCCACCAGCGACGGCCGCGUCAUCUUCUUCCUGCCCUGGGAGAGGAUGACCAUCGCUGGGACGACAGACACACCCACAGAGAUCACACAGCACCCCAUCCCUGUGGAGGAGGACAUCAACUUCAUCCUGACUGAGGUCCGCAACUACCUCAGUCCUGAUGUGGAAGUGAGAAGAGGAGAUGUCUUGGCAGCCUGGAGUGGCAUCCGUCCUCUAGUCACAGACCCCAACUCCAAGGACACUCAGUCUAUCUGCAGGAACCACAUUGUCAGCAUCAGUGACAGUGGACUAGUUACCAUCGCUGGGGGUAAAUGGACGACGUACCGCUCCAUGGCUGAACACACGCUGGAUGCUGCGGUGAAGGCCCACGGGCUGACGGCAGACUCCAGUCGGACAGUGGGCCUCAUGCUGGAGGGGGCUAAAGACUGGAGCCCAACCAUGUACAUCCGAUUGGUGCAGGACUAUGGCCUAGAGGUGGAGGUGGCCCAACAUCUGGCCUCAACCUAUGGAGGCAGGGCGUACGAAGUGGCCAAGAUAGCCCACGUCACCGGGAAGAGGUGGCCUAUUGUUGGCAAACGUCUUGUAUCGGAAUUUCCUUACAUCGAAAGCGAGGUUCUGUAUGCUGUAAAGGAGUAUGCAUGCACAGCCAUCGAUGUGGUUGCACGACGGACACGGCUGGGUUUCCUGAAUGUACAGGCGGCCGAGGAGGCUCUUCCUCGAAUCGUGGAGCUCAUGGCGAGGGAGCUGAAAUGGAGCGAUCAGAAGAAGAAGGAGGAGUUGGCAGCAGCCAAGCGGUUCCUCUACUAUGAGAUGGGCUACAAGGUCCGAUCUGAACAGCUGACUGACAGCUCUGAGAUCACCCUCUCUCCCCCCGAGGUGGACAGGUACAAGAAAAGGUUCCAUAAAUUUGAUAAAGAAAACAAGGGCUUCAUCACAACUGUGGAUGUUCAAAGAGUAUUAGAGAGCAUCAGUGUGCAGAUUGAUGAAAACACACUCCAUGAAAUCCUGAAUGAAGUUGACCUGAAUAAAAAUGGACAGGUGGAGCUGAAUGAAUUCUUACAGCUGAUGAGUGCAGUGCGGAAAGGCCAGGUGUCUGACAACCGUCUGGCCAUGCUGAUGCAGACUGCUGAGGAGAGUCUGGACCAGAGGGGGCCAGUGUCUGUGGACCGCAGUGGUGGAGGGAUGUGAGCCACAAACUGGACCUGGGUAAGGUGGGACGAGUCUGUUUGGCCUUGCCCCAAAAUUACAUUCAGCUGACAUGGCAGGAGCUGUCAUCAUAGGAACAGGUGAUUGUCAUAUGUUUGUUUGUUUGUUUGUUUUUUGUCAGAAUAGCUCAAAUUAAUUUUUGUGUGUGUCUCUACCACUGAACACAUAAGACGUACUUGAUCAAGAGUUUUGCAGUCAUCCAGAAGUCACUGAUGUAAUGUUGUUGGCAGCUCUACCAAAACACAUGCAUUUAACACUGUGCAUGUACACUGUAUGUGGCUUACAUGCCUCCCACUUCAAAGACAUUCUUCCAUCAUACUUGACUUCUAUUUUUCACCACUGCAUCAGCUGUAAUGUCAGAGUAACUUAUUUUUAUGAAAAUGUUGUUUUAAUAAGAAGUGUUUAUUUGUUUGUAAUAUUUACAUAUUAUUUGUUGGUGGUUUUAUUGUCCGUCUUCAACUUUUAUGCAGAUGCAGUUGGGAAAUCUCCCCACUGAAAGGUGUAGAUGUGGCUAUACGCUGUAGGCUGCAGCUUUCAGUAGGCUAUGCUGAGCACAUUAUUUGCACUGUUUGUGGAAUUUUGCAUUGCUUGUGAAAUAUUUCUGCUGUGUACCGUCCAACUGUGCCAUUUUCUACAAUUUAGAUGCUGAAAAUAUUCCGACAUUUAAAGUCAUUUUUGCUGGAUAUUGUGAUUUUGACUGUACUUUGAGCAAAGUUCUGCAGUUUACAUUCUGAAAUGCAGUGUGACGUCUGUAUGCAAAGCGAGGCGUAAUUGGAAAAUCAUUUGCAUUUUUCAUUCACUGCCAUCAAAAUCGAAACAUUAUCCUUCCCAAAAGGACUGUAAAUGCUAGAUAUUUAUUAGAUUAAUUUAGCCUGCGUCAAAUGAGAUACAAAUCAACAGUAAAUGUGUUUAAAUAUUCUAAAGUAGGUACAUGUGAUUGGUUCCAAGAAAUGUUAUUGUCUUGUGUUUUAUUAAGCUGAAUGGCUUGUUGUAUUUGAUGCUGGCUUUUAAUUUCUGUAUCUGUCUGUGCAGUUGGUGUUUUUAUUACUAUUAAUUUAUUACUUGUGUUUUGUCUGCUUGGCCACUUGCAUUUAUAGAGUAAUAAGGGAAUGUAUUUAAUGUGCCUUGCUUUCAGAUGCAGUGUGAAUUGAGAGCAUGAAUCAAGGGAGUUGAUUAAACCAUACUGUCCCGGGCUUUUAAGUGUGCUUAAUUUCACACUAUCUAUAAAUAAAGCAAUUAUUUUGUUACGCACAUUGUUAAAGUGAAGAUUUCAUAUGUUUGGCUCUGCAGUGACAGUUGUAUAUGAAGGCUGCUUCAAAGACCUAUUGUACAUAUCUAGCUCUCUUCCUGGUUAAUCCACUUCUAAUGCUGACUAUGGGUGCUUUCAUCAAGAAGCGAUUGUCGUUGUUUUGUUAAUAUAAAGCAGAAAUUAUUGGGGAAUUGUUUUUCGAAUGCACUUGUGAAACUGCUAGUCGUAAAGGCAGGGAGUUCUAAUGCAUUUUUUUUUUGUUGGGCUUAAUCUACAGAUUGUUGUGGCUGGCCACGUGGGUAUUACGCAAUGCAAACUCCUCAAAAGAACACAAACACUGAAAUUCUCAAGACUAAGUAUGUGGGAGGGCUUAUCCAAGCGUCUGCUGCCAGCUUUAACACUCGAGGAUACUUGAUGUUGAAUGGAUUUACGCUUUUAUUUCUAAUCUUCAUUGUCUCUCCCUUGCAGUUGGGUAGCGUCUUGUCUUGAUCCCA